AUGAAUUAAUAAUUGAAUCACAGAAUCGGCAAAGAACACAAGGUCGACAUUGCGGAACAAAGGAUACGCAAUUUAUUUAACAUAGACAUUCUCCAGAAUGUUCAAGUCAGGAGAACCUAGUUCAUUCAUUCAAUCCAUCCCAACCCUAAAUCCCUCAUCCAAGAAGGCUACAUCGUUCACUCUAUACCACUCAGAAACUGUGAUCGAAUGAAGAUAUACAACUAUCCGAGGGAGAAACAAGACCGCAGUCCAUUGCCAACGGGCACUGAUCAAAUCCCUCAAAUUACAUAGGAGAAGAUCUAAAGAAUUAUGACAACAGUAAAAAAGGAUAGAUCGAUGAAUAUCUCGAUUGACAAUCAAUCCAAUACAGUGGCCAAAAUGCCAGCCUUCUACACCAAGCAUUAAUGUAUCAUUUUAUUAAGCUGAGCCAAUAGU
Paramecium octaurelia is the source of this 435-nucleotide messenger RNA. The record is from the annotation of a GenBank genome assembly. Lineage: Eukaryota; Ciliophora; Oligohymenophorea; Peniculida; Parameciidae.